CAAAACCCCUCGUUGACGCAACGAAUCUAGUUUCGCAGUACACUGAACUUCCACUUCUGAAGCUUCGACAAUGGCGGACAAAAACCCUUCUUCUUCUCCUUCUCCCCAAUCUACCGCCAAUAAUUCAUCUUCGCCACCAAAAAAACUUUCUGAUUCUCAAAUUACGUCGUUAAUUAAAGCCUAUUGGAUUCCGGCGACGCUUUUCUCUCUCUUCAUGCUCUUUCAUCUUGUCUUUAUACCGAAGGCUUUCCCCGUUUCUCAUUACGACGUUCUUGGCGUCAGUAGACGGAGUUCUAUUGAAGAAGUAAAAGAAGCUUAUGAUAAUUUUGUUUCCAAGUGGAAUUCAGGUGUUGAACUUCCGACAACUAAUAACUUUAUUAAGAUUCGAUAUGCAUAUGAGUUGCUGACCGAUCCUUUAUGGAAGAGAGACUAUGAUCUAUUUGGCAUUGAUGAGCACCAAGGUGUUCUGGAAAACAUUUUACAGCUCAAUUCUGGAAAGGAAUACUCUUCAGUGAACCUUCCUUUGCUAGUUGAUCCUGCUGACUCUCAAGAGGUCGAUUUAGAUUUCAUUUCCGGUGGUGAUAUCCAGUCAAUUGUUGGAGGUCAGAAGCCAUGGUUGAUUCAGGUAUAUUCGAACGGAAGCAAUCUAUGCAAACAUUUUUCAAGCAAAUGGAAGAAAAUUGCCACUUUGCUGGGUGAGGUUGCUGAUACUGGUGUAGUGGAGCUUGGGAAUUCCAAGCUUGCUUAUCUCCUUGCAGAAAAGAAAACAACUGGGCAACUUUUCUUCCGAAACGGCCUUCCUUCUCUGAUUGCAGUUCCUCAAGGGUGUAGAUCUUCAAACUGUUUUGUUAGGUAUGGUGGCGAUCUCUCUGUUGAUGCAGUAACAGAUUGGUUUUCGAUAACGAUACUGAAGUUGCCUCGGAUUCCUUACUACACAAAGGACUCAUUGGGGCCAAGAUUCCUUGCUAAAAGUAGUUAUCAUAAGGUAAAGGUCAUGUUCUUCUCAGACACAGGGAUGCGUGCAACACCAUUUAUGCGUCAGCUUGCAAAGAACUAUCAGGAUUAUGCUUCAUUUGCAUGCGUUCUUUGGAGGGAGGAAGAAUAUUCCUACUGGUGGUCAGUAUAUGAAGUGGAAUCAGCACCCGCGACUGUAUUCUUGAGAGAUCCCGGCGCUAAACCAUUAGUUUAUUAUGGUCCUGUAAACAGCUCAUGGUUUAUGAAUGUCAUGGAAGAUAAUAAAUUGCAUGAGCUUCCACAGUUGAGGACACUGACAUCUUUGGAGUUGGGUUGCGAUUCACGUGGCUAUUCCCGUGCUGGGACCGGUACUAAGAUCUGGUAUUGUGUCAUCGCUAUUGGAAGGCCAAGCCCAGAAUUGAACGAAAUGCGUGAGGUUAUGCGCAAGAUCCAACAUACUUUAUCAGAGAAUUAUCAAGAUGUACCAUAUACCAAUGAGUUGGCAGCUACUGCAUUGAAAGACAAGCGAUUAACUUUGACUUGGAUGGAUGGGGAGGUGCAAAAGAACUUGUGCAUGUUUUACAUUGUUGGCGAGCUUAGCUUGGAAAGUUGUGGUCCAAGAAGAGGUAUUGAAGAUACGCCACAAGUGGUUAUGGCGCGUUACAUGAGAAAUGAUUCCUUUGAUGAUCUUAGUGAGAAGAAAUCCUCCAAUAGUUUAAUGGACAUGCUGAAAGAAGAUGUGGAUCCUGUAUCUCUACUGGUAGCACGGUACAAUGGCUCUGCUGAACCAUUGCAGAUUAUUGAAUGGAUUUCAAAUAAUAUCAAAGAUGGUGACUCUUCAAAACUUCCUUUCUAUAGAACAAGAACACCUGAGCUUGUCUUUGAGAACCCAGAUCCUCUCUGGUUUGUUAGUAGGGAGAAGUUAAUUUCCACUAGACAUGGAGUAAAACAUAAACUUUCGAGAGCUAUAUCUGUUUGUCAUGAUCUUUCUGGUGAUCCAAGGAUUGGUUCGAUGUUACUUCUUGGAGCAUUGAUUUCGUUUGGGGGAAUCUGGCUUCGUCGCAGUCAUGUAACUCCUUUUAAAGACUCUAAUGAAUCAGAGCAAACCCAUGCCAAGAAGGAUAUCCCAAAAGCGUGGAGAAAUCGAAGAAAGCAUGCCCGACCUGAUGUUCCACCUUCAAUUACCGACAUGGAACCCAAAAAUGCUUAUCAAAUGGAAUUCUCAGAUUCGGACGCAGAUUAAGAAGCGUUAUGUCUUUUGAGAUCAAUAUACUGCAAUGAGGAUUACUCGGUGUCAACUCUCAAGAGCACAAGCAUAUGCGAAAGUGAAGAUAGUAGGAAUAUAACUGUUUAUAAACAUUCAGAAAUUUAUUUUGGUCCUUCAGCUGCCAAAGAAAUGACAAAAAAUUUACUUGGAACAGGAGACUAACAAACAGAUUAGUAAUUUUUGUUUAUAUAUAUUUCCUUUAGAUAACAGUGGUGUAUUUAUUUUGAAAUUUUAAAAGAUAUGGUUGAUGUAAUUUUAUUUAAUUUGAUUAGAGGUGUUUAUUUGAGUCAGAUUUUGUAUUAGUUGUUUUAAAUAAGUAUAAAAUCGGGUUAUGUGUUUA
This is a messenger RNA of Amaranthus tricolor (Joseph's coat), 2561 nucleotides long. RefSeq lists its product as uncharacterized. The transcript has 20 exons. The record is from RefSeq and is a predicted model, not a curated record. The coding region runs from base 71 to 2197 and encodes 708 amino acids. Lineage: Eukaryota; Viridiplantae; Streptophyta; Magnoliopsida; Caryophyllales; Amaranthaceae.